CCGCUGUCAAUCAGCAAUCCACUAUUCUGUACCGGCGGACUGCGUAUAGGUGUAUACUCCGUACUGCUGGAUGUUUGGAGUUUUCCGUGGAUGAAUUCAGGCUCAAUUGCCGUCGCGCACCCCACGUCGACGGACCAGUCAGCGAGCCGCUUCAUUAGCCGACGGGCCCCGCCAUCGCCCGCUCGGGUUUCCCUCCGCCGAGCUGGCAGAAGCACGGAGCAAUUGUCGCCGGCAGAGCAGUGCGUAUGCGUCGAUCAGCUGGCGACUGCUAUAAUUAUACUCCGUACAUGUCUCACGUUGAUAUGGUGGAUAACAUGUACUCCGUAG
Rasamsonia emersonii CBS 393.64 is the source of this 327-nucleotide messenger RNA. RefSeq lists its product as uncharacterized. The annotation marks the transcript as partial. The record is from RefSeq and is a predicted model, not a curated record. Lineage: Eukaryota; Fungi; Ascomycota; Eurotiomycetes; Eurotiales; Trichocomaceae. The transcript has a single exon.